UGCUCUGCAACUAUAAAUACGACUGCCUUUUUAGAACAAACAUUGUGCGGCAAAUUACAGGCGGCCCCAAUUUCGCAACUCUGAUCCUUUCUCUACUUCUAAUCCAAAGGGUUUGAGAAAUGGCUCGCAAGAAGAUCAGAGAAUACGAUUCAAAGAAAUUGUUGAAGGAGCACUUCAAACGGAUCUCUGGUAGAGAACUGCCCAUCCAAUCCGCUCAAGUCACUGAAUCAACUGAUUUCAAUGACCUUGUUGAGAGGGAACCUUGGCUUUCAUCAUCAAAAUUGGUCGUGAAGCCCGAUAUGUUGUUUGGAAAGCGUGGGAAAAGUGGUUUAGUCGCCUUAAAUCUUGAUCUGGCUCAGGUUGCUGCAUUUGUGAAAGAGCGCCUUGGCAAAGAGGUAUCAAUGGGUGGAUGUAAGGGACCUAUCACAACAUUUAUUGUGGAACCCUUCAUUCCGCACAAGGAAGAAUACUAUCUCAAUAUUGUCUCAGAGAGACUUGGGUGCAGCAUUAGCUUUUCGGAGUGUGGAGGAAUUGAAAUCGAAGAAAACUGGGAUAAGGUUAAAACCAUAUUUAUCCCCACAGGAGUGUCUCUCACUUCAGAAACAUGCGCUGAGCUGGUGGCAAGCCUUCCUUUGGAGGUCAAAGGAGAAAUCGAGGAUUUUAUUAAGGCAGUUUAUACCCUAUUCCAAGAUCUGGACUUUACUUUCUUGGAAAUGAAUCCUUUUGCGAUUGUUGAUGGGAAGCCAUAUCCUUUGGAUAUGAGAGGUGAACUAGAUGAUACUGCUGCUUUCAAGAACUUCAAGAAGUGGGGGAGUAUUGAAUUUCCUAUGCCAUUUGGUAGGGUUAUGAGUCCUACUGAAAGCUUUAUCCAUGGUCUAGAUGAAAAGACAAGUGCAUCCUUGAAAUUCACUGUUUUGAAUCCCAAGGGACGAAUUUGGACCAUGGUGGCUGGAGGUGGUGCAAGUGUCAUAUAUGCAGACACGGUUGGUGAUCUUGGUUAUGCCACUGAGCUCGGAAACUAUGCAGAAUAUAGUGGAGCACCUAAUGAGGAGGAGGUGUUGCAGUAUGCCCGAGUUGUUCUUGAUUGUGCAACUGCUGACCCCGACGGCCAAAAGAGAGCACUCGUGAUUGGAGGAGGGAUAGCCAACUUUACUGAUGUAGCUGCUACAUUUAAUGGCAUAAUUCGGGCCUUGAAGGAGAAGGAAUCGAGGCUGAAAGCGGCUAGGAUGAAUAUUUAUGUGAGGAGAGGAGGCCCCAACUACCAGAGAGGUCUUGCCAAGAUGCGGGCACUUGGUGAAGAACUUGGUGUUCCAAUUGAGGUUUAUGGGCCAGAGGCAACCAUGACUGGUAUAUGCAAGCAAGCAAUUGAGUGCAUAACGGCAGCUGCCUAAGUCAGGAUACACCAUACGCGUCGAGCUUGUCAUAGAAAUCUUAUAUUAUGUGUGUAGUUUACUUGGGUUUAACCAAUUGGUGGUGGUAGUUUCUCAAGUUUUAAAUAAAAUUAUACAUUUGUGAUGCAUUCGAACAAGAAUAAGUGAGCAGAGAAGUUUUGAGUGGAUAAUGUUAAUGCUGAGGGGAAAGUGUGAAUUGAAUGUAGAUGGGUGUAGCGACCAGUGGCUAUCUUGUUUUGCUUUCAGUAUAGCUCAUAGCUUAUCUUACAUUUAAGAGGGGAACUAUUCAAUUGAGUAGGCCUAUCUCUCACCACUCUUUCAACUAUUUCUAUAGAAUCUUACUUCCCUGUCUCCAAGUCCUGUUA
Molecule: messenger RNA, 1756 nt
Organism: Cucurbita maxima (winter squash)
Lineage: Eukaryota; Viridiplantae; Streptophyta; Magnoliopsida; Cucurbitales; Cucurbitaceae
Product: ATP-citrate synthase alpha chain protein 1-like
Exons: 13
Coding region: 120-1391 (423 amino acids)
Biological process (GO): tricarboxylic acid cycle; succinyl-CoA metabolic process
Cellular component (GO): succinate-CoA ligase complex
Molecular function (GO): succinate-CoA ligase (ADP-forming) activity
Source: RefSeq, a predicted model, not a curated record